Molecule: messenger RNA, 2015 nt
Organism: Effrenium voratum
Lineage: Eukaryota; Dinophyceae; Suessiales; Symbiodiniaceae
Source: the annotation of a GenBank genome assembly
UACCAAGUGCCAAGUUCCACGUUGCAAGCAUGACUCGGGAUGGCGAAGACAAGGACCGAAGCCGAAGCCGGGACAAAAAGGACAGCCGCCCUCGUAGCCGGGACAGCAGAGAUCGCGGUGCCCGCUCUAAGGCAGAGGACCAUGGUGUCGAUACCAUGAAGAUCACUGACGAUGACGCUGCUUUCAUUCUGGGCAAAGGCGGAAAGACCAAGGAGAAGAUAGCCCGAGUUUCAGGUGCUGAGAUUGAGCUGUUUGAACGUGACCUGGUUUUGGAAAUUCGUGGGCCAAAGAUCAAGCGGAAGAGAGCCAAGAAGUACUGCGAAGGGGUCAUGGCGCAGCGGACUGGCCCAGUCAACGUCACUGAGGAAUAUGAUGACGACGACCUCACCAUGCUCAACGUUCCUCAAGAAGCAGUAGGUUUUGUGACUGGCCGAGCUGGUAACUUUUUGAGAAGCAUUGAAGAGGAGUGGUGCACGUUAAUGUUCUUUUGCGAAGUGGAUGGCUCACGUGGUCGUGGGCGUGAGUACGAGAAGCUUGCCAUUUUCGGGGAGAUUCGCGGUCGGCGAGGCGCAGAACUGAAGGUGCUAUCUGCCGUGGAGACCAAAGUUCCCGGAUAUCUCGACAGGAUUCGAAACGAAGUGCUUGACAGAGACAGGGGCAAGGAUGAGACUGGAACAUGGGGGACGGACACUAUGACUUUCAAGGACGAUGAGCUCUCCUAUGCAUUGGGCAAGCAGGGCGGUACAAGAAAAAAGCUAGAACGCUCAUCCCAAGCCGUUGUUCAGUACGUCGGCAACGUCGCCCUUUUUUCUGGCACCAAAAGUGAGAGGCGGCGAGCCAAGGAGUACAUGCGGUGGCUUUUCGAUCAGCUCGCAGGCCCAGUGUAUGUGGAAGGCUGGGAAGAAAGAGACGACUGCACAGUUGUCGAGGUCCCGAGCGAGUGCAUUGGUUACAUUACUGGUGCUCGUCGAGCAACUUUGGGCACUAUGGAGGAGGAAUGGGGCACUCUGAUGUUCUUUAUGAACAAGCAAGAAGAUCGCCGCGGUGCCAACCGCACGGAAAAGCUUGCCAUUUUUGGAUCCGAGCGGGCUCGACGAGGCGCUGAACUGAAGGUCAUGAGCGGCGUCGAAACAAAGUCUCCUGGGUACUAUACAAGGGGCGUGCGAGAGAAGGUCUCUGACAAGAAAGGCUUUGACACUGAUCGUCUUGUCUUCCGGGACGACGAGUUGAGUUAUGCAUUGGGCAAGGAGGGUGCAACGAGAAAGAAAUUGGAGACUGCAUCAGGUGCCAUUUUGCAGUACGUCGGCAAUGUUGCGUUCAUUGGCGGCGUCAAGAAGGAAAGAAGUCGUUGCCGAGAGUUUAUCCAGUGGCUUUUGGCACAGCGACGAGGAACGGUUACAAUUUCCGAUGUGGGUCACCGUGAUGACUGUACGGAAGUUCACAUUCCGGAGAACUGCAAGGGCUGGGUGACAGGGAAUCGUGGAAGCGAGUUGCGGCGAAUGGAAAUGCAGUCCAGCACCUACAUGUUCAUGGCCCUUGACGAGCGCGGGGAGGAGCGCUUGCUUAUUUUCAGUGCUGACGCUGGUUCAAAGACAGGUGACAAGGGCCGGAUGGGUGCCGAGCGCUUGGUCAACGAGCUUGUCCAGGAAAAGCUAGGAUCGGGCGGCCGGGGCCGCUCUGACAGUCGAAGACGCAGCCCUAGCCGGAGGGGCCGGUCAGACUCAAGGCGCCCAGCAAGGCGCAGUCCAAGUAGACGACGCGGGGACAGCCGUCGAAGGAAGGACUCACGAUCAAGGUCUCGGCGAUGACGUACAAGCUGAAUGAAAGGUUUGAGGGGGUGCACGCCUGCUGAGCUGGAUUGCAGAAAAGCGACUUCAAAAGUGAGGAAUGGCUCUGUCUUCACCUAGUGUUCUUGCAAGACGUAAUAUUAUAUUUGCGAGCAGCCUGCCGCAUGGUUCCUAUGAUGUGUACAUAGACUCUCAAUGGAGACGCAUGCUGGAUGCAAAUUGAGGGUG